Ilex paraguariensis (yerba mate) is the source of this 225-nucleotide messenger RNA. NCBI's taxonomy places the organism in Eukaryota, Viridiplantae, Streptophyta, Magnoliopsida, Aquifoliales, Aquifoliaceae. The record is from the annotation of a GenBank genome assembly.
AUGCAAGAAGUCAUUGUCAUUGGAGAGGAGGUAGGUAACGACGGAGAAAUCAACAUUGAAGCUGACGUGCAGGCUGGUGUCGGCAAGGCAGUGGUUGUUAGCUCGGCUAAGGGAGCACGCAACGACAUCACUGGGCACUGGGCACGGCCUGGUGAACAGGUAGUGCCGACUGGAUCUUCGAUGUUUGGGUUAGCCAGGAGUGGUAGCAGUGGAUGCUGGGCAUAG